AUGGGGGAGUCUAUCCCGCUGGCCGCCCCGGUCCCGGUGGAACAGGCGGUGCUGGAGACGUUCUUCUCUCACCUGGGUAUCUUCUCUUACGACAAGGCCAAGGACAAUGUGGACAAGGAACGAGAGGCCAACAAGAGCGCGGGGGGCAGCUGGCUGUCGCUGCUGGCGGCCUUGGCCCACCUGGCCGCGGCCGAGAAGGUCUAUCACAGCCUCACCUACCUGGGGCAAAAACUAGGGGGCCAGUCCUUCUUCAGCCGGAAGGAUUCCAUCCGAACCAUCUACACGUCCCUGCACAACGAGCUCAAGAAGGUGGUGACUGGCCGGAGUGCCCUGGGUGGGACCGCCCCCCACGUGGAGGAACUACUUUCCCACCUGUCAGAGCAGCUCUGCUUCUUCGUUCAGGCCCGGAUGGAGAUCGCAGACUUCUAUGAGAAGAUGUACACCCUCAGCCCCCAGAAGUUCAUCAACGCUGAGGAGCUUGUUGGCCUCUUGGACGCCAUCCUCAAGAAGUACAGCUCCAGAUUUCACCACCCCAUCCUCAGUCCUUUGGAAAGCAGUUUCCAGCUGGAAGUGGACGUCCUGAGUCAUCUCCUGAAGGCCCAGGCUCAGGUCUCGGAGUGGAAGUUCCUCCCGUCCCUGGUGAACUUGCACAGCGCUCACACCAAGCUGCAGACUUGGGGCCAGAUCUUUGAAAAGCAGCGGGAGACCAAGAAACAUCUGUUUGGAGGGCAAUCUCAGAAGGCAGUUCAGCCCCCACAUCUUUUCCUCUGGCUGAUGAAACUCAAAAACAUGCUUCUUGCCAAGUUUAGCUUUUACUUUCACGAGGCACUGAGCCGGCAAACGACUGCUUCAGAAAUGAAAACGUUAACUGCAAAAGCCAACCCAGACUUUUUUGGAAAGAUUUCCAGCUUCAUCAGGAAGUACGACGCUGCCAAUGUGUCCUUAAUCUUUGACAACCGAGGUUCUGAGAGCUUUCAGGGUCACGGCUAUCACCACCCCCAUUCCUACAGAGAGGCCCCUAAGGGUGUGGACCAGUAUCCAGCUGUGGUGUCUCUGCCCAGCGACAGGCCCGUCAUGCACUGGCCCAAUGUCAUCAUGAUCAUGACAGACCGCAUGUCCGAACUGAACAGCUUGGAGAAGGUGGUCCACUUCUAUGAUGACAAAGUUCAGAGCACCUACUUCCUAACCCGCCCGGAACCUCACUUUACCAUUGUCGUCAUCUUUGAAUCAAAGAAAUCUGAAAGAGACUCCCACUUUAUUUCCUUCCUCAAUGAGCUCUCACUGGCCCUCAAGAACCCCAAAGUUUUUGCGAGUCUGAAGCCUGGCUCCAAAGGCUAGCAGGUGGUUUGUGUGAAAGGUUCGCAAGACUGGAAGGUGUGUUCCUAAUUGCUCUAAUGAUCUGCUGUGGUCUGUGAUUAGAGUUUCCAUCCAUUCUUGCUUCUUUCAGAGCUAAAUUAAAGACAAAUCCUCCCUAAUUGUGUUGCACACUUUCUAAGCAAUUAAGGCCAAUUGAAUUAAGUGUCCAAAGAGUAAUCUAGGAAGUGAUCAUGGCUACAAUUGAUGUUGUAGCCAUGGUACAGCAGAGGACCUGCAGCAUUUUCUCCUAUUUUCCUGUUUCACGUAGACUGAAUAUUUAUUAGCCUUUGGCUUUUCUUUGCACCUGUUUUACAUUGUUCUAAUCUUUGUUUAAUGCGAUUCCAAACGCCUUCUCCUCUGCCUCCUUGCAGGACCAGUAAAUGGGGUAAGAUAGUAAAUGCCCUUUUCAGAAUGGUAUGUUUUCUAUAUCAUAAAUUAGCAAGUUAACAUGAAAUUAGUUUUAUGUUUCUCAUCCACUAAUUAAUAUUUUGGAUACCAAAAUCAGUGUCUUGGUGAGAAAUUUCUGUCAGUUAUGGAAAUUGAAGGUGAAUCAGAAUGGUCGCAUAGCAUCAGUUCUAACAGUUCAGAAGGCUCCCAUGACUACUUUAACAGUCACGGGUUCUUUGGGGGUGAUCUACACACAUAACUGCAUUUGCAUUUACCCUUAUAAAUCAGAGCAACUCUUUCACUCUGAAAGUUAGCAUAAGCCAUAACAUGGGGUUUCUUCACUCCUCCCCAUGUCAUCUACUUGGCUUUCUGUUUUUCACCUUUCUCCUGAGACGUAUGUUCAAGUUUGGCUCCACUCCCUGCUUAUUCUUAGGCUGAAAAACCAUGUAGUCUUCAUUUUUCAGCCACUUUUAGACAUUCUUGCAACUUAGUCUGCUUUUCUAAUAUAAGAAUGUUGGUAUCAAUACCUUGUACUUGCUAAACAUCAAUUGUGCAUUCAAAAGACCUCUUCAUAGUUGAGUAAUCCAAUCAGUACUUAAUUUAAACAUCUCUGAACUUGGGUUUCAAGACUGUCUCCUCCAGAUUAUCCUCAGAAGCAGUGAUACAUCUUAACACGUGCUGCCUUAACACUUUCCUUCGGUGGGUGUUCAUGGGGACAUAGAUGGACCCGUGAAGGCUUAACGGGCUAUGGGGAAUUUCACUUCUAGGUUAUUGAUUUAGAAUAAAAAUAAGCCACAAAGAGUCA
Messenger RNA from Mustela lutreola (European mink), 2548 nucleotides. It is a transcript of the gene KICS2, whose product is annotated as KICSTOR subunit 2. The record is from RefSeq and is a predicted model, not a curated record. Gene Ontology annotation, biological process: cellular response to glucose starvation; cellular response to amino acid starvation; protein localization to lysosome. The transcript is spliced from 3 exons. Lineage: Eukaryota; Metazoa; Chordata; Mammalia; Carnivora; Mustelidae. Bases 1 to 1338 code for a protein of 445 amino acids. Gene Ontology annotation, cellular component: KICSTOR complex.